Molecule: messenger RNA, 1148 nt
Organism: Apis florea (little honeybee)
Lineage: Eukaryota; Metazoa; Arthropoda; Insecta; Hymenoptera; Apidae
Gene: Prosalpha6
Product: Proteasome alpha6 subunit
Biological process (GO): ubiquitin-dependent protein catabolic process
Cellular component (GO): proteasome core complex, alpha-subunit complex; proteasome core complex
Source: RefSeq, a predicted model, not a curated record
UUUAUUCAAUCAUAAUACCGCUGCAUGACAGUUGUUUUCUGAAAAUUCAUAUUAGUGAUAAAUAUUUUGCAAUUUUACAUUACAUGUUAACUAAAUUAAUAAUUUAAAUAAUAAAUAAUAUUUUAUAUUAUAUUAUAAUUAUAUAAUAUUCAAAAAUGUUUCGUAAUCAAUAUGACAGUGAUGUUACAGUUUGGAGUCCACAAGGACGUUUACAUCAAGUAGAAUAUGCAAUGGAAGCUGUAAAAUUAGGAUCAGCCACUGUAGGACUUAAAAAUAAGACUCAUGCAGUCCUUAUUGCACUCAAAAGAGCUUCUUCAGAAUUAUCUGCUCAUCAGAAAAAAAUUUUUCCUAUAGAUAAACAUAUGGGAAUUUCUAUUUCAGGUUUAACAGCUGAUGCUAGAAUGUUAAGCCGAUAUAUGAGAACUGAAUGUUUAAAUUAUAAAUAUUCUCAUGAUGAUCUAUUACCUGUGAGUCGUUUACUUGCAUCUUUGGGAAAUAAAUUACAAACAUGUACUCAAAGAUAUGAUAGAAGACCAUAUGGCGUAGGUUUACUUAUUGCUGGAUAUGAUGAUCAAGGACCACAUAUUUACCAAACAUGUCCUUCAUCAAAUUAUUUUGAUUGUAAAGCAAUGGCUAUUGGUGCACGUUCUCAAAGUGCUCGUACAUAUUUAGAAAAACAUCUUAAUGAACUUCUAUCAUGUGAUCUUGAUGAAUUGAUAAAACAUGGCCUUUGUGCAUUAAGAGAUACAUUGCCAAAUGAGGUUGAUUUAUCAGUGAAGAAUGUGUCUAUUGCAAUAGUAGGAAAAGGUACAGAUUUCAAAAUAUUUGAUGAAGAUGAAAUUUCUGUUUAUUUAUCUCAAAUUGAAGAUGAUAAACGUAAUAAACCUACUGAACCAGAUGUAGAACAAGAUUCUAAACCUCCACAACCUCCAUCUUCUGAUGAAAAUCCACAAGACCCACAAGUUACAGUUGCAAUGGAUACAGAUUAAAAAUAAUGUAAUAUAUUUUAUAAUAUAUUUUCUGUAUACAUUUAAAAUGAACAUUUGUAUUUUAUGUUUGUAUUUUUCCUACCAUUAUAUUCAAUACAAUAAUAGAGUAUCAUAGAUUAUGAAAAUUUUGUUAAUUUUAAUAUAAUACAUUUUAUGAUA